CGGCUUUUGCUCAUUUUACAUUUUCAUUCAAAGCAUGCAAGUGCUGUGGUCGUGCUGUGAUGUUUACUAUCUGUAGUUGUAAAUGAUGGAUUGGCGAUUGUCAAGUUCCGCAUGUUUUAUUCUGAGGAAUGACUAUAUUUUCUUGACGAAGGAAAUAUUCUGGGUAAAUUUCAGGAUUUUGAAAUUAUCGUUCUUCUGAUUAUUAAUUUAUUUUUUAAAACUUCCUCUGGGAUAUGAUUUCGUCCUCAUCAAUUCUACAAUCUUUGCACAGAUCUGAUGAAGAGUCAAAGAAUCCUUUUCAAAGCUUUGAGUUAUCAUAAAAAAUGUGGUUAUCAGAUGAAGAAUCUAAUUUUGAGAACGAUUGCGCUAAAGAACAAGGGAAUGAAAAGAUUAGAUUCAGAUCCAAUUCCCCUCCACUUCAAGGAGGGGAAUCACUGUGUGAAUUUUAUUUGGAUCCUCCUGAACAAGGUGAAAAGUUGAGAUCCUUUCAGUUUAAUAAAACAUUUUCUGAAAACCAUGAUGGUUCCCCAAAUGCAAAUAUGCAGAAUGAUGUCUUCCGUUUUGUUGGUGGAGAAAAACUUCCUUGCAGAAAUUUUGUGUCCCUGCUUAAUCAGGAUUUACUACCAACUAGCACAUUUACUCAAACAUUUUUACAAAGCAUUCUUUCAAGUGUGGAUAGUACUGAUCCAGUUGUUGCUAAUGCUUGGAUGGAAACUUUACUUGAUGUAAUAGAUUUGCUUCCAAAGGAAAUUGUAAAAGGGGAAAUACUGACUCUUGCUGUAAAUAAAGGCCAAAUGUCCCAACCAAUGUCUUCUCGUUUAUUGUGCUGUAAAAUGUUGGGAAAGAUUUGUUUAAAGUUUGAUGCUUAUGUGAUUAAGAAAGAAGUUUUGCCUGUAGUUCUUUCUUUGUGCCAGGAUGUUGAUUUUGAAGUACGAGGUUAUAUGUGUAAACAAUUGGAUAUAGUUGCCAAAGGAAUAGGACUUGAAUCUACCAAAAGUGCAAUUUUACCUGAGCUUGUUGAGUUAGCAAAUGAUGAAGAGACAUUUGUUCGUUUAGCUGCAAUAGAAACCAUUGUACAGAUGCUACCAUUAUUAGAUGAUGAUACUUGUACCCAAGCUAUCAUUCCAUUGGUCAAAAAGUUAUGUGAAAACUCUUAUAGUUUGAAAGAUUCUACUCUUCCUGUAGUAAGCAGACAAUUAGGACAAUUAUGUUGUGGGUUGGUUGAUAAUUUUACUUCUGAUCAAAAACAGUGGUUUUUGAAAUUUUUUCAAGAAUUGUCUAAAUUGGGUUUGCCAAACACUGAAAAAAAUCGCUCAUCCUUCUGUAGUCCAUUACCUGAUUUAUUACCGGAAGUAGAUCAUAGAGAUAGAUUCCGAGAAUGUCGGCAUGCAUGUGCUUAUAAUUUUCCAGCAAUGGUAUUAUUUGUUGGAUCUGAGAACUUUGAAAAAGAGUUGUAUAAAACAUUCAGGAAUUUAUGUACAGAUCCUUUUCACAGCGUUAGACAAACUAUGGCAUGUGGAUUUUAUGAGGUUGCAAGACUUUUAAAUUCAAAAGCAUCCUUGUUACAACAAGAACUUGUUAUUUUAUUACAAGAUGAAUCUCUUGAGGUAUUGAAAGGUCUCAUCCCAUACCUUCCUGAUUGCUUAAAAACCAUAUGCUGUUGUUCUGACUCACAGGAUAAUGAUAAAAGCAAUUUAGUAAAAGCUCUAAUUGCUUGUGAAGAAGCUACUUCUGUAACUAGCAGUUGGCGCUUGCAUGCAGAUUUUUUAUCAUGUCUUUCUUGCCUGCCUUCUUGCAUUUCUUCAGAAAUUAUAUUUACUACUUUUGUGCCUUUGCUGUUUGUGAAACUUCAUACAGCAAGACCAAUUCCUUGUAGAAUUUCUGCAGCCUACAGUUUAUUAAUAUUUCUAAGAAAUACUCCAAGUCUUGAGAGAAGAAAAGGAAUUAUAAAUGAACUGAUUCGAGAGCUUUGUUAUGGCAGAAGUUGCCAUAAAAGAAUGCUUUUUAUACGGGUUUGUGAAUUAGUUAUUGAAUUAUUCUCAAAGGUGUUUUUUAAACAGCACUUUUUCAAGCCAUUGCUCACUUUAUCUGUUGAUCCAGUACCAAACAUUCGACUACGGUUGUGUUCAAUCUUGCCUCGUUUGAAGAGUCUCAUAAAAUUGCCUAAAGAUAGUCACCUUCUUCAACAGCUGGAAUCAUGUGUCAAGACUUUAAUUUCCGAUGAAAAAGAUAGAGAUGUUUCUUAUGCUGUUAGUAGGGCUAUUGAAGAGCUUGAUAAAAUUGAAGUUGCUACAGAACCUCUUUCUAGACGAUCUUCUUGCAUUGAGAUUGCUUUAGAUAUGAAAGACCGUCUAAAAGAAGAAGAAGAAAGACAUCAAUUAGAAAUGGAAUUUAAUUUAAAAUUAAAAGAAGAAAGGAAUGGACAUUCUACGACAAUAUCUACUGGCACAAAAGGCGGAAAAAUACCUGUAAGGAAGAGUGGAACACUUCCAAAGCCAUCAAAAAUUAAAGAAACGCAUCCUGAGCAGUCAGAAAAAGUCAUAUCUAGUCAAUCAAAAUCUCUCAGAAUUUUAAAGAAAGAGCGUAGAAUAUCUAGUCCUGCUGUAAUCGUGGAAUUUCAAAAAAAUUCACCUCAAGUUCUUCAAACAACCAGAGAUGUUUCAACUUCAACUCAAACUAUUGCAAAAACUACCUCUCCUAAAUGCAACAUUCCAAAGUCUAGAUCUCAGAGUCCUAAUAUGCGCACAUGGCCUCGUCAGAAGCGUUCUUCUCUCAUUCCUAAGCAAUCUAUUGACCGAUGUCCUUCUCCUAUGCCACUACCAAGACGCUUCUCUGAGCAAAGCAAUAAAGAUGUCUCAUCUACUGAGAUUUUAAAGAAACCUUCCAAUGCAGAGAAAAGAACUUUAUCAAUUCCUAACAACAAAGUUAUACAAACUGUGAAAGAAAAUUUAACAAAAACGAAAAUUGCAUCAAAAGAUAGUACAUCAAAUAGUCCUCUUGAAUCAAAAAAGAGAACUAUUGGUACCAUUUUACCAUCACCAGAAGUUCUCAGAAGAUCUGUUACUCUUAACAAUUUGAAUAGUGAGAGUAAAAUUCCUUCAUUUUUGAAGAAAUCAAUUACUAAAGACAGCUGAAAUGAAAGGAAAAGAAAGAAGAGGAAGAAAAAUUGUUAUGUGCCAAGGUUGUCAAGGUCCAAUCUUAAAAAUUAUUAAAGUGCAAAUAUUUUUUUCCACUGGAAUGUAACUAAUUAGCUUUCCUACUUUAUAUUGAAAUUUUUUGCAAUUUAAUAGUAAGUCCAUCAAAUUAGUUCACAUACUAAAAUUAAAAUGAAUUCAGAUAUUUUUCAACAAUGAAGACAGGUAUAUGUAUAUCCUUCAGAAGAUGCAAAUCUUAUUAAUAUUUCCUUUCAGUCAGUUUUCUAGAAAUAGUAUGAGCACAGUUCUAACUUUAUAGUAUAUGUUUUUUUUAUUGUGGUUUUUACUUUUUUUCCCCCAAUGCUUAGCAAAAUUCAAAUUGUUAAUGGUUGGUGCUUUUUUUUUUUUUUUUUUUCAUUUCCUCUUGCACUUUUUAUUUAUCUAUUUUGUUUUAGAAUUCUGUAUGUAUGUGAAAUGAUUUUUUCUCUUUUCUUGAACUGGUGUAUGGCAGUAAGUAUAGCUUUUGCUGGUAUUAUAGAUUUGAAGCAUUUUUUUUAUAUAUUUGUUACUUUUAUGAAAAUUAUAAAUAAUAGAUUCUUAAAAAAAGCUUUUAUGCUAUUAAGAGUUAAUUCUGCUUCUAAAAAAACUUGUUUAUGAAAGUUAAAGAUAUAUAAUCGGAUGAUCACAUAUAAUUCUGGCCCUUAAUUGGGAAAUAUAUAUAAAUUAACAGUGUAUUGUUGCAUAUUGCUUAUAAUUUAAGUUAAAAUACUCAGUUACUUUGCUAACUAUUGAUCCGUGUUUUUGAAAAUGGUCUUAUUGCUAUUUUAUAUAAAAUACUAAAUUUAUAUGCAAAUUACAAACAAAAAACAUUUAUUUAAAAUUACAUAAACAGUUCUUUUUUAACAUGAUAUAAAAUAUAUCAUACCGUAUGGUUAUUAAUGAACCAUUUUAUAUGUUACUCUUUUUCUGUCAGUUUUUUGAUAUUUGAGGAAUAUAUAAAGUAUUAUUUUUAAAAGCUAGUUGAAUCAGCUUUUAUUACUUGUAUAUUUAUGUGUUUUUUUUUU
Messenger RNA from Argiope bruennichi, 4198 nucleotides. Its product is annotated as serine/threonine-protein phosphatase 4 regulatory subunit 4-like. NCBI's taxonomy places the organism in Eukaryota, Metazoa, Arthropoda, Arachnida, Araneae, Araneidae. Gene Ontology annotation, cellular component: cytosol; protein serine/threonine phosphatase complex. Gene Ontology annotation, molecular function: protein phosphatase regulator activity; protein binding. The record is from RefSeq and is a predicted model, not a curated record. Bases 324 to 3134 code for a protein of 936 amino acids. The transcript has 26 exons.